This is a messenger RNA of Sceloporus undulatus (fence lizard), 3942 nucleotides long. RefSeq names its product ring finger protein 31 (gene RNF31). The transcript has 22 exons. Lineage: Eukaryota; Metazoa; Chordata; Lepidosauria; Squamata; Phrynosomatidae. Gene Ontology annotation, molecular function: K48-linked polyubiquitin modification-dependent protein binding; linear polyubiquitin binding; zinc ion binding. Gene Ontology annotation, biological process: protein linear polyubiquitination. Bases 152 to 3379 code for a protein of 1075 amino acids. Gene Ontology annotation, cellular component: LUBAC complex. The record is from RefSeq and is a predicted model, not a curated record.
GUCGCUGUAGGCUGUGCUCUAUCGGCCUUUCUGGCCCUUUCCUCUGCUUCCCCUCUGCUUCUUUCUUCCUCUUCUGCCAUCAGCUGUUGGAACCACCCGCCACAAGAGGAAGGAAGCCUUGGGGGGGGUCCCCCUUGAGCCCCAAAUAGCCAUGGAGGAGAUGGAGCGGCAGUUCACUACUCUGCGGGAUGAACUGGUGGCUGCUUUGAUCAAGAGUCCUGCGGAGCAGAAUCCAGAGUCUGUACAACGCUUGGUGGAGGUGGCAUUACCCCCUGCCCAAAAGUACCGGGAAAUAGAUGCCAAGGGAAUUAUACAAGCUAAUACCCAGGAGCAGACUGAGAAGGAUCUUCACAAAAUCUCCACUGCCUUGAACAUCUUGGAGAAAUACGGGCGCAACCUCUUGAACCCCCACAAGCCCAAGUUCUGGCGGACCGUUAAGUUCAACAAUCCCGUCUUCCGUGACACAGUGGACACCAUCCAGGGCGGACGAGAUGUUCUUCGUCUCUAUGGCUAUUCCAAAGAACAGACAGAUGGCCUGUGCUUCCCUGAACAUCUGCAGGAACCAGACACCCUCCGAGUGGCCUCCAUCACAGCCGAUGUCAUGAUGUUACGGGCUGAGCUGAAUCUCCUCCUUUCGGACAACCAUCCCAAUCCUCUGGUGUUACAAGAGUUAAUGCAGGGAGGUGACAAUUUAAGGGAAAGCCUGGUUACAGAUGUCUUUCCCCUGCAAGAACAUAUGCCCCAGCAUCUAGCUGCAACAUUACCACACACAGGGUACCUGCCCCCCGAUGCCUGCCUGCUUUGUGGGUUGGAGCCCCCAUCUCUGCAUUGCCCAGACUGUGCCCAGUCUCUGUGCCCGGACUGUGACCGCCUCUUCCACAAACAUCCUUCACGGACACAUCACCACCGGACGCCUUUGAAUGACCAAGCAUGGCGUAGUCCUCCUCCUCCACCUCCACCCAGUGUGUGUGGCGUGACGUCCGAUGCUGCUUCCUUGCGACCUGCAACAGACUCCCUAAUAGCAUCCUGGCUCAGUGUCCCCACCCAUCGGCCUCCAUGGUGCUGUGCAGCCUGCCACAUGAACAACGAUGGCCGCGCCGUCCUGUGUGUGGCUUGUGACCGUCCACGUGGCUGCAAGAUGCCCCAGAGCUUCAGUGCUGAGGAAGAGCCCAAGAGCUUGGGACAGCUGGCCCGGGGACGAUGGGCAUGUCAGUCUUGCACCUUCGAGAAUGAGGUAGCCACGGUCCUGUGUGCUGUGUGUGAGAGGCCUCGCCUGGCCGGGAAGCCUGGCACUGGGGAUGCCAAGCCCCUAAUAGCUUGGGGAGAGGAGACUGUGCAGCAGUCGAAACAGCUCCCUGGCUGGCAGUGUGAGCAUUGCACUUUCUGGAACAAGGUCCCUGGCCGGGUGUGCGAUAUGUGCAACCGCACCAGCCAGCGAGGGGGGCCUGAGCCCUUGAUGCCACACCCUAAGCUGGAGAAAGAUGAGGAAGACAAGCGGAAGAGAGGACCACCAGUGGAAACCAAGAGUCCACGGAAGGCCCCACCCAUCUCUUUAGAAGAGGCAGAGCAUCGGAGGCAGGAAAAGCUCCGCGAGGAUGGACAGAAGAUGGUUGCCAUGAUCAGGGAAGCUGAAGCAGUAGGUGUGGCUCCUGAGAUGGUGGCUGCCGCCUUGCGCUACUCGGGGGCAGAGCUGCCCCUAGCGUGGCUGAAUUCAGAGCUUCCCUGCGUCCUGGAAGGUAUGGCUGAAUUGGCCACCCAGCGAGGGGAGCAAGAGCCCGGAGGCGGUCUGGGUGCCCUGACCCGCCAGGAAGUCCAGACCGCAUGGAUAGAAAGCCAGGGGGAUGUGGAUGAAGCUGUCAGCCGGUGUCUUAGCGCACGACGCAGCAAGAUCCGGGAGCUGAAAGCACUGGGCUUUGAGGACCGUGGCCCUGUGUUGCAGGCCCUUUACCAGAACAAUGGGGACUUGUGGCAGGCAUUGGUGCAGCUGCAGCGCCAGCGGUUGGAACCUUUCCAUCAGCGAUUGUGGAACGAUGAAGAUCCCCCAAUAGAUUUUCACAACCCAGACCGACAGGCACUUCUUCGACGCCUCCUGGCCUCCCUCUCUCUGCCCAGCUGGGGCCGAGCAGAACUGGUGGUUUCACUGAUGCUUGAACAGCCGAGCGAUGGGGGCUGGGAGCUGGCUGACAUUGUCGAGGCGGUGAAGGCCUCCCCCAGUCGCGACUUCAUCAAGCGCUUGCUGAACUGGGAGUGCGCAGUCUGUAGCCUAGCCCUUCCUCGCAACAAGAUGCAGUCUCUGACAUCAUGUGAAUGUACCAUUUGCCCAGAAUGCUUUGCUCUCCACUUCACCAUUGCUGUGAAAGAGAAGCACAUCACUGACCUGGUGUGCCCUGCUUGCUCUGAGCCAGAGAUCAACGAUGAGAAGGAACUUCUGAACUACUUCUCCACCCUUGACAUCCAGUUGCGCAGUUGCCUGGACAGGGAGACCUAUGAACUUUUCCACAAGAAGCUGACCGAACGCGUGCUCAUGCGGGAUCCAAAGUUUCAGUGGUGCACACAUUGUUCCUUCGGCUUCAUCUACGAGUCUGAGCAGCUGGAAGCCAAGUGUCCACAGUGCUGCAAGAGUUUCUGUGUCCAGUGCAAGCGCCAGUGGGAGCCACAGCAUCAGGGGCUGACAUGCGAAGGUUUCUUGGAAUGGAAGCGAACCAAUGAUCCAGAAUACCAGGCGCAGGGCUUGGCUGUCUACCUGCAGGAGAAUGGGAUUGCAUGUCCCAAAUGUAAAUUCUCGUAUGCCUUGGCCCGCGGAGGCUGCAUGCAUUUCCAGUGUUCCCAGUGCAGGCAUCAUUUCUGCAGUGGCUGCUAUGGGGCUUUCUAUGGCACAAAUAAAUGCCCAAUAGCCGACUGCCCAAUUCGGCGGUCUCUGCACGGCCACCAUCCCCGCGACUGCCUCUUCUACCUGCGGGACUGGGACGUGCCGCGCCUGCAGCAACUCUUACAGGAUAACAACAUCGUGUUCAACACAGACCCUCCAGCUGGGACCCGCGCCGCACCUGGAGCUGGAUGCCGUGUUAUGGAACAGAAGGAGACUUUGGCAGGAUUAAAAGAUGAGCCUUGUGGGAAAGAGACACCCACUGGAUAUGCUGGGCUUUGUCAGGCACACUACAAGGAGUACCUGGUCAGCCUCAUUAACAGCCACUCCCUGGACCCAGCCACCCUCUAUACGCUACAAGAAGCUGAGAAUGUGUGUCGCCGUCACUUGCCUGCCACUCAGGUGCCACCUCAGGGAACAGCGGAGGAGGAGGAGGCCUACCGUGGACGCUUGGUCAAGAUUUUAAGGGAUGAGGUGCCUCUGGGCCCUAAAAUUCCACGCAGACGGAAGUAGCUGGAUGAAAGCAGACCUCAUCCUCAGGGAAAGAAGCCAGGACUUGGAGCUGAGAUCUUUCUGGGGAGAGUUGAAUGGAAGCCAUCUAUCCCUUGAGUCCAGCAAAGGAAUCCUUAUUGCCUCCAAGCAGCAUUAAACAUUUCAGAAUUGGAUGUUUCCAUCCAAGAUGCAGUCUUAAGAGCUUUGAAGCCAAAAGUUAGGACUUUCAGGGUCAUGUUUGCAAACAUGCUGUUCUCCCAGAAGAACAUUUUGGAAGAAGAUGGAGAUGGGGAGGGAUUUUUUUUACCUUCUGGCAUAAUGCUGUUUGAGAAGAGUUUGAUUUACAAAAUAGAUGGAUUGUUACCAAGAUGGGUCUUUUUUUAACUCAGUGGUGGGUUGGAAAUGAUAAACCUCCAACCUCCCCCAAAAAUUAUUCAGAGUGAUCAAACUGGGGGGAAAACCUUGUUGAAAUUCCUGGUGAAGCAGCUGUUCAUUUUUGCAAAUUCUUUAACCAGCACUUUGAGCUUGUUGUAUAUCUCUUGGGAGAUGCAUAAUUCCAAAUAAACUAGUUUGUAAUUUUAAAA